Messenger RNA from Nestor notabilis (Kea), 494 nucleotides. RefSeq names its product inactive N-acetylated-alpha-linked acidic dipeptidase-like protein 2. The record is from RefSeq and is a predicted model, not a curated record. Lineage: Eukaryota; Metazoa; Chordata; Aves; Psittaciformes; Psittacidae. The transcript has a single exon. The annotation marks the transcript as partial.
AUGGCCUAUCACAAAGUAAACGCAGACCAGAGAGCACAGGGUCAUUCUCCAUACCUUGACAACGAUGAGCUCCAAGCUACAGCACUGGAACUGGAAUGGGACAUGGAAAAAGAGCUGGAGGAGCCUGGCUUUGACCAUUUCCGACUGGAUGGUGCAGUCCAGCAUCACCUGGGAAACUCACAGAGCCCUGACCUUGAUCUUGAGCCCAUCCAGCCUUCAUCUUCUCCAAAGGGGAGAUUCCAGCGGCUUCAGGAAGACCCUGACUAUGUCUCUCACUAUACAAGACAGACACCAAAGAGCAACCGCUGCAGUUUUUUUCAGAUACUCAAAGUAUUUUGCACUGCUUUGAUUUUAUUUAUUUUUGGAAUUGUGAUAGGAUAUUAUACGCGCAAGAAAUGCCCUUCUCCCCCACCAUCUCAAGAACCAAAUAACCCUCAUAUCUACCAUGAAAUUCUCAAGGAAAUCAAAGCUGAACAUAUUCAACAGAUUUACAG